Molecule: messenger RNA, 3069 nt
Organism: Danaus plexippus (monarch butterfly)
Lineage: Eukaryota; Metazoa; Arthropoda; Insecta; Lepidoptera; Nymphalidae
Gene: Keap1
Product: kelch-like ECH-associated protein 1B
Exons: 13
Coding region: 254-2095 (613 amino acids)
Molecular function (GO): protein binding
Source: RefSeq, a predicted model, not a curated record
AAUGGGGACUUGAUCAAUAUAAUUCUAAUUUUGCGAAAACUUAAAGAAAAUAUGAAAUUACGUUUUUUUAGUGAUUUGACAUUUUCGUACUAUGUUAAAAGUGUUGUUCAUAAUAGUUUUUUUACGAUGUGUUUAACAGUGUAACCAAAAGUUUUCAGUUUUUGUUUUCGAUUUUAUUUUAUAAAGGAUGGUUGUACUAAAUUAGUGUCUUUUUGUGUAGUUUGAUUUGAGUUCAAUUCAACAUUAAGAAAUCAUGCAGACGGAAGACGAGUUUGCUCGUAACCUGCUGGACCAUAUGCCUCCCAUCAACUGCGAUCUCUUCGAAGGACCCUACGGUGGUAACAAUGACAUAGGAGACAUGACAUUCUGUCUGGGAAACUAUGUUCCUGACUUUAUGAAGAUGCUUUUCACAAUGCGAUCGCAUCACAUGUUAACAGACGUUGUCUUGGAGGUAGGAAACGAAUUGUUUCAUGUACACAAAGUAGUGCUAGCAGCUGGCAGCCCUUACUUUAAGGCUAUGUUUACAAGCGGUUUGAAAGAAUGCGAAAUGUCUCGCGUUAAACUACAGGGUGUUUGUCCGUCGGCGAUGGCUUGGCUGGUUUACUUCAUGUACACAGGAAAGGUCCGUAUAACGGAGGUCACCGUCUGCCAGCUACUGCCCGCCGCUACAAUGUUCCAGAUAACUAACGUGAUAGACGCCUGCUGCGCCUUCCUGGAGCGGCAGCUGGAUCCAUCGAACGCCAUCGGGAUAGCAAACUUCGCGGAGCAGCACGGCUGUGUCGAGCUCAAACAGAAAGCUAACCAGUUUAUAGAGAGGAACUUCACUCAGGUUUGCCAAGAUGAAGAAUUCUUGAAACUAACACCUCAGGAGUUAAUAUGUCUGAUAAGGAAAGACGAACUAAACGUUAGAGAGGAGAGAGACGUCUACAACGCAGUGUUAAGCUGGGUGAAAUUCGAUGAAGACCGCCGUCACCCCCGUAUGGAGCACAUCCUGCAAGUCGUGCGAUGUCAGUACUUGACGCCCAGCUUCCUGAAAGAGCAGAUGACCACGUGCUCUGUGCUCAAGAAAGUACCCGCCUGUAGAGAAUACCUCGCCAAGAUAUUCGAGGAUCUGACUCUCCACAAGAAGCCAAUAGUGAAGGAGCGUUGUCCGAACACUCCCCGCAUAGUGUACGUAGCGGGAGGAUACUUCAGACAUUCGAUAGACGUCUUCGAGGCUUUCAACUUAGACGACAACUGUUGGACCACGCUACCCAGGCUCACCGUGCCACGAUCAGGGCUGGGAGCCGCCUUCCUGAAGGGUUUAUUCUACGCAGUGGGUGGCCGCAACACGUCCCCGGGCUCCUCGUACGAUAGCGACUGGGUGGACGUGUACAGUCCCACGACGGAACAGUGGAGACCAUGCAGCCCUAUGGCCACGCCCCGGCAUCGGGUCGGUGUCGCUGUGAUGGACGGACUGCUGUACGCUGUCGGUGGGUCGGCUGGAUCGGAGUAUCACAAGACUGUGGAAUGUUACGAUCCAGAGAAGGACACGUGGACCUACAUAGCGGCGAUGGGUCGGGCGAGGCUCGGGGUCGGCGUCGCGGUUGUCAACAGGCUGCUGUACGCAGUAGGCGGCUUCGACGGCGCCAGGAGGACGGCCUCCGUCGAGAACUACCACCCCGAGAACAACUGCUGGACGGAACUGGCACACAUGAAGUACGCCAGGAGUGGAGCUGGUGUGGCGGCCUGGAAUCAGUAUAUCUAUGUAGUGGGCGGAUACGACGGAUCGUCUCAGCUGUCGUCCGUGGAGAGAUACGACACAGAACAUGACACGUGGGAGGAGGUCACACCCAUGAGGUCCGCGAGGUCUGCGCUCUCACUCACGGUCCUUGACAACAAGCUGUAUGCUAUGGGCGGAUACGACGGCACUUCAUUCCUGGACGUGGUAGAGAUCUACGACCCGGCCACUGACACGUGGUCGGAGGGCACGGCGCUGACGUCGGCACGCUCGGGCCACGCCUCCGCCGUCAGCUACCAGCACGCGGCGCCACCCGACGCGGACGCCCGGCGACACGAUGACGUCACCAUGAACGUACAACACGCACACAGAUAACAUACAACACACACACACACACACACAGAACAGCGCUGCCUUAAUGUUACAUUACAUUGCAAGUGAUCUGACAUUGUAACCGAUGAUAUAAAACUUAUUUAAUUCGUCUCGCUCAUACUAAAUAUAUCAAGCCAAGUCUUCUUUACUACAAGCUUCAAUCGCCAACUACAUACGGAUCGUGUCGGGGUUUUCAACGUGUGCGGACAUUCAUUAAUAUAAAAAUAGUAACGGUCCAUACUUAGUUUGACGAUGCAAACUUGACCUAAUGUAAAAAUAUUAUCACACGCAGUGCUGGUGUACGUUUGUUUAAUGUCUUAGUCUUCAAAUAUGAACCCUUAGAAAGUGUAUUAUCUAUACAAAAACGUUUCCUCGAUAGACACGAAGAGACACACACAUCGGGGAUGUAAUGUAAAAUGUAACUUGUAAUAUAUAGUUUAAGCGUCAUUAUCUUUAUUUCAUUCUUCCAAUCAUAUAAUGAGCAAUACCUAACUUAUAAUUGUACAUUCUCACAUGUUCCAUGUUAAUGUUAUUGUUGAAUCCUGUAAUGUGACAGUUAAUUUACAAAAAAAAAAAAAACUAGUUUCCAUAUAUAUUGUGUACCUAGCCACCUUUAUGAAUGUGUAUAGCUCCACCUACAGUUGAUAAUUUUCAAGUGAUGUAAAGGCAUUUAAAUUGAAAUACAAUUAUAUGAAUGUUUUAUUUAUGUUUAUUCUCAAUAGUCAGAUUAAUGUGAAUUAUUCAUAUCCAGACAAUAUGUAAUUAACAUUGAAAUUUCAAUAAUCCAAGCAAUUUAUAUCUAUGAACUAUGAGGCAUGAUGAAAAAUGUUAUACAUAUUCUUAGUGCCAUUUAAUUAGUUUUACAAGAGAAAAUUCAAGAUUUCAUGUAUCAUAAUGUUUGCAAUAAAAAUAUAUUAAGCUUGUAGAAGCUAGUAGAAAAAUGUAAAUUAUCUAUAAAUAUAACAAUAUUAAGAAUU